AUGGAGGUGGAUCGUAUCUUUUAUAUAUUCGGCAGUUUCUCAAGGAAAAAGCAGGACAGACGCAAGUCUUUAGAACAAACCUCAGUAAGUGCUGGAAACAGUCCUAUGAAGAUUAGAUCUAGACCUGGGAGCCAAAACAUGCCAGCCAGGACAUCUGCGUACCAAUUAGAUAGCGUGGUUAGAGAAUGGGAGUGUGGGGUGUGCAAGAAGGAGCUCGUGGAGCCAAGGUUGCUUGCCUGCCUUCACAGCUUCUGUACAAGGUGUCUUCAGGGUCUACCGUUGGAAGGAGAGUCAGAAAACUGGAGCGAUAUAGAUGUAUCAAUACAACAAGACUCCAGUACUAGAUCCGCAUCAGGCAGUGGAAGUGCCAGUGGUAGUGGUUCUGCAGCAUCAGGAUACGAGAGUGAAAGAAACUCCGACUCUGAUGCUAGUUUUAAUCAGAAACCUCGCAAAUUCGGAAUUUAUACAAAAAAGGUAUCAGGCAAGAGUAUCCAUUUCGUAGUAUGCCCAACAUGUUUGGGGGAGACGCCACUCCCCUUGGGUGGAGUAUCAGCGUUACCUUUGAACUAUGUGUUGUUGAGGAAAAUCGCAAGUCGAGAUGCUGCCAAUAUUCUAUGUGAUCUGUGCAGUAGUGAUUGCAAGGCCGAGAGUAGAUGUGACGAAUGCCUUCUAAGCAUCUGUACAUCGUGUGCUGAUUCGCAUCGGAAGCAGAAGACAACAUCCAAACAUCCCGUUCAUCCCAUAGAUCCUCCAGUCAGAUAUUGCACCCAACAUCCACGUUCCGAGUUGAGUGUGUACUGCGCAACUUGUCAGCAGGUAGUUUGCCGUGAUUGUUGUGUUAUAUCUCAUUCGGGGCAUGCUCUUGCAAACGCUUCACGGGCGGCAAAAGAACGCGCUCGGCAAGUGCGUGACGCGUGCGAGAGAGCGAAGCAUGUACCAGAUAAUGUUGAAAGAGCCACCAGGAUACUCCACGUGCAUGCUUAUGAAGUUGAGACCCAAGCAUCCCGUGUGGAAGCAGAGAUUCGUGCGUGGACAGAAGAAUACAAACGUGCAGUGGAAGCUCACGGGCGCGCCUUAUGUACUGCCGCAGCCAGGGCUAGAACCUCAUGCAGAGAGAAGAUAGAACAGAAGACACGACAGCUGGAAGAAAGAACACAACACGCGUUGGAUGCCGUCCAGUUUGCUGAAGAGCUCCUCUCAGAAGGCAAAGAAGACGAGGUAUUGUCUUUAAGCGGGCCGGUACUCCGUCGUCUCGAGAGGCUGACGGAGCUUCAGCCCGUGUCGGAGCCCCCUCGAUGCGAGUUGCGCUUCGCCCCUGACGCGCCAGGACCGGAAAAUCGCUUAGUAGGAAGACUACUCACGCAGGCCGCUGAUCCGGAUAAAUGCGUUUUAAAUACCGAAGGAUUUCAAGAUCUGCAAGUAGAAUACCCGCAUGAAGCAGUACUAGAACUACAUGACGGCAAAGAUGAGAGGAUAUGGUGUGGAGGAGAGCAGGUAUGUGGCUACUUUAGAAGACGGGAUUCCUCAGCCAGGCCCGCCUUAGCGCGGGUAAGAGACAGAGGUGAUGGUUCCUACACGGUAACCUUUGCGGCUCCUAGCCCCGGAGCUUACUUGCUAGCCGUCACGCUUAACAAUACUCCAAUUAAGGGCAGUCCAUUCACCUGCUGCGCGCGAGUGAUGAAAGCUCACUCGGGUCAGUUCCACUGUUGCUCGUUCUGUUCUUCUGGUGGACGAAGGGAUGUUACUUGCGCUUGUGGAUCUACUAUGGCUGGUGGCUAUAAAGGUUGUGGCCACGGUCACGCUGGUUGGCCUGGGACAAGGCACUGGUCGUGUUGUGGAAACACCAGACGAAAUGCACCCUGCGCAAGACCACCACAACAAUUAUACCAAUUUUCUCUGUAA
Messenger RNA from Pieris macdunnoughi, 1902 nucleotides. The record is from the annotation of a GenBank genome assembly. NCBI's taxonomy places the organism in Eukaryota, Metazoa, Arthropoda, Insecta, Lepidoptera, Pieridae.